CUGUUCUCUCGCCAGAGUAUGAUACUGUCAAGGAACACGUUCAAGUGACGCUGUUGGAGGAGCUGGACAGGUUGUCUCGGGCAGAGGCAACGGCAAGGGCUUCGAUGGAGAAGGAGCUGCGGGCAAAGGUGGUGACGCUGACGGCAGAGAACGAGUCGCUCAAGGAGCAGCUGGCAAAGAUCUCGGCCAAGCACAAGCGCGACUCGGCAGCGCUGCUCGAGCUUAGGUCGCGGUACGAGGUGGAUACCUUCCGCCUCAUGCGCGAGGCGCAGGAUGCCCAGGGCGCGGUGGCCAACUCGGAGGCGUACGCAGACUCGAACAUCCAGUCGCUCCGCAGCUCGCUGACCGAGGCCCAGGCCAUGCUGGUGGAGGAGCGGGCCGGGCGCGAGGCGGCGGCGGGUGCGGCGGCCGAUGCCAAGGCUGCGCUGGAGAAGACCGCGGCCAUGGCUGACAAGUCGGUUCGGGCCCUCGCCUCGCUGCAGGAGGAGCACGGCAAGCUGGAGGCGACCAAAAACGCUGUCAUCGAGGAGCUCGAGUUUGAGAUCCGCAUCCUCCGCCGCCAGCUUGACGAGAUGGUUGGCCUAGAGGAGGACUUUGCUGCCCUCGCCAAGUCGCACACUGCGCUCCGCAACCGGGUCACCGACCUCCAGUCGGACCGCGCGCGUGAGCAAGCCGAGGCUGAAGACGCGCUGGCGCAGCUCGAUUACGAGGGCGCGCUGCUCAAGACCAAGCUGGCCGAGGAGGCUGCCGGGCGGACCGAGGCUGAGCGCGAGGCCGGGCGACUCCGCGGCGAGCUUGCCGAGCUCGCUUCCGAGCGCGGCGAGGUCUCGACAGCGCUUGCUACGCUGCAGUCCAAGUACGACUCGCUUGCCGCGCGCAAAGCCGAGCUUGACGACGUGCACGAGAGUGUGCUGCGGCAGCGGGUCUCGCUCGAGGCUGAGACUGCGGAGCUCAAGUCGCGGUCGAAGACCUACGACGAGAUCCGGGCCGAGGUCAUGGCCCAGGCCAACGAAAAGGUGGCGUACCUUAAGGACGCGCUGGAGGAGGCGCAGCUCGACAACGAUGCCGUGCAAGAGAAGCUCGAGCGUGCGACGCGUGCGGCGGCCAAGGCGCAGACCACGGCCGAGGCGACCGUCCGCCGGCUCGAAGGCGACGUGGCGACGCUCAAGGCCGGGCUUGCCGACGCGCAGGCGUACGCCGCCCAGCAGGAGGCGCAGGUUGAGGCGUUGCAGAGCGAGCUUGACGAGGCGCUCUCGGCACGGACCGCCGCCGAGCGGCAGAUUGCACUGCUGUCGGCCCAGGCCGAGGCGCUCGAGGCCGAGCGUGCAAGCCUUGCCGCGCAGGUGGCCAAGGGCCAGGAAGACCUCAGCACGGCGCGGGCUGACGCGGCGGCGGAGCGCGAUCGGCUCAACGCUGCUCUCCUCGCGGCGCAGGCUGAUAAGGCCGAAGCGCAGGACGCGGUGGAGCGGAUCCAGAGCCAGCACGACAAGCUCGCCGAGCAGCUGCAGACCCGAGCGGCGAUGCAGAAUCAGAUCGAUGCGCUGCAAGAGGAGCGAAGCCAGGUCGGCGCACGGGCGGAGAGCCUGGAGAGCCAGCUGGCCAACGCUCAGGCGCGGGCUGAGGCCGCCGAGGCCAACGCGGCGUUCUUGCAGGAGACCAACGGUGCGGUGGCGGCGGAGUGUGACAUUGUGGCAGCGGAGCGCGAUGCGCUCAAGAGCCGCAACGCGUCGCUCGAGUCGGCAGCGGCGGCGGCGUCGUCGGACGCGGCGGCCGAGACGAGCCAGCUCCAGCGGGCGGUGGCGUCGCUCGAGUCGGAGCUCUCGGGCCUCCGCGCGACCCGCGACGAGUGGCGCGACAAGUACGACUCGCUCCUGGACACGUACUCGGAGAUGGAGAGCAGGAGCGCAAGCGAGGUCUCUGCGCUGCGGCUGCGUGUGGCGCGGCUCUCCGAGGAGCGGUCGGUUCUCGAGCGCAAGCUCUUUGACGAGGUCCAGCUCCGCGCCGCCAUGCAGGCUCGGUUGGAUCCGCACUCGGAGGUCUCGCGCGAGGCGCUCGACGCGUUGCGGGCCGAGCUCUCGGCUGACUUUGACGCCGAGCGGGCGAGACUCAACGCCGAGAUUUCGUUGCUCAACCGCGAGGCUGGCGAGCGCGCCGAGGAGCUGGCACAUGCCGACCGCGAGAUGGCCCGGCUCAAGUCGCGCCUCCGGUCGGCCACCGAGGACAAGGAGCGUGCCGAGGCUUCGGCAGCAUCGGCGGCGUCGGCGCUGCUCCCUCAGAUUGAGUCGCUUCAGUCGCGGGUUGACGCCCUCUCCCGUGAGCGCGACGAGCUCCGGUCCUUGUCGCACGCCGACUUGCUCGCCGCCCAGACCACCAUCUCGGAGCUCCGCGCCUCUGUCUCGAACCUGCAGUCACGCCUGACCGAGGCUCACUCUCGCCUCGCCUCGCUUGAAGGCCGGCUUGCCACUCUGCCUGGCCUCCAGCGCGACCUCGAGCAUGCCCGCGCUGCCCGCGAGCAGCAGGCUGCCGACUACGACGCCAUCAUUGCCAAGCUCCGCGCCCAGCUGCAGGGCGAGCGCGAGCGUGCCGCCGACGCCGAGCUCGCGCUGGAGGAUACCACCGGCGAGCUGCUCAAGGAGAAGAAGGCCCGCGCCGCCGCAGAGCGCGAGUCGGCCCGCGCCGUGGCCGAGGAGGAGCGGCUCGAGACGCAGCUUGUCUCCAAGGUCCGCAACCUGCAGAUGCAGCUCCACGACCUCAAGGCUCGCAAUCGCGAGCUCGCCAACGAGUCGAUGCAGACCCAGGACGAGCUCAUGCUCCGUCUCGAGCACGCCAUUGGCGAGCGGGCAGAGCUUGGUAAGAAGCUCGACGAAGAGUCGAUGCGGCGUGCCGAGCUCGAGGCCGCGUCCAUGAUUAUGGACUCGUCCGCGCAGCUGGGCUGCUGGCUGGUGCUGGUCCUGGUCUUGGUGCUGGAACUGGAACUGGAGCUGGUCGUCUUGGUCGAUUUUGCUGUGAUUGGGGCAUCCAAGGUGUGGGAGUCGGCGGAAGAGGCUGUGGCCGACAUUCCGUCGGGCGCCUCGCUGGCUGUGGGAGGCUUUGGUCUCUGUGGCAUUCCUGAGCAUCUCAUUGCCGGGCUGGUGGCGUCGGGGGUGAACAACCUGACGGCGUACUCGAACAAUGCUGGAGUGGAUGACUUUGGGCUUGGCUUGCUCCUGCAGGGGCAUCAGAUCAAGCGCAUGGUCUCGUCGUAUGUGGGCGAGAACAAACUGUUUGAGCGGCAGUACCUGACUGGCGAGCUCGAGGUUGAGCUCACGCCGCAGGGGACGCUCGCUGAGCGGCUGCGGGCUGGCGGCGCGGGCAUUCCGGCGUUUUACACGCCGACGGCGGCCGGGACGCUUGUCCAGGAGGGCGGGUUCCCCAUCAAGUACCGAGCUGACGGCGAGGUGGAGAUUGCGUCCGAGCCGCGCGAGGUGCGCGAGUUUAACGGGCGGUCGUAUGUGCUCGAGCGCGGGAUCACGGCCGACUUUUCGCUUGUCAAGGCGCAUGUGGCGGACACUCACGGCAACCUCAUUUUCCGCGGAACGGCGGGCAACUUCAACGCCGACUGCGCGACGGCAGGCAAGAUCUGCAUUGCCGAGGCCGAGGAGAUUGUGGAGGCCGGUGAGCUCGAUCCUGCAGACAUCCACCUGCCGGGCAUCUACGUCCAGCGGCUGGUCCACGGGACGCAGUACGAGAAGCGGAUCGAGCGGCGGACGGUGGCGGCGGCUGGCGGCGAGAAGCCCGAGCUCACCGGCUCCCGCGAGGUCAUUGUCAAGCGGGCAGCCAAGGAGCUGCGCGACGGCAUGUACGUCAACCUUGGGAUCGGCAUUCCGACGCUGGCGUCCAACUUUGUCGAGCCCGGCGUGGUCAUCCACCUCCAGUCGGAGAACGGCCUGCUGGGUAUGGGGCCGUACCCGACGGAGGACCAGGUCGACGCUGACUUUAUCAACGCCGGCAAGGAGACGGUGACCACCAUUCCGGGCUCGUCGCUCUUCUCGUCGUCGCAGUCGUUUGCCAUGAUCCGCGGCGGCCACGUCGACCUCACCAUCCUCGGCGCCAUGGAGGUGGCGGCCAACGGCGACCUGGCCAACUGGAUCAUCCCGGGCAAGAUGGUCAAGGGCAUGGGCGGCGCCAUGGACCUGGUCUCGUCCGGCUCGCGUGUCGUUGUCACCAUGGAGCACACCGCCAAGUCGGGCGCUCCCAAGAUCCUGCCGGCGUGCAACCUCCCGCUCACGGGCCGCUCCGUCGUCGAUCGCAUUAUCACCGAGAAGGCCGUCUUUGACGUCGUCGAGGGCACCGGCCUCGUUCUCAUCGAGACUUCCCCGGGCGUCUCGGUCGACGAGGUCAAGUCGCUCACCGCUGCUCCCUUUGUCAUCUCGGACGACUUCUUUGAGCGGACUGAGUAA
This is a messenger RNA of Thecamonas trahens ATCC 50062, 4439 nucleotides long. RefSeq lists its product as uncharacterized. The record is from RefSeq and is a predicted model, not a curated record. The coding region runs from base 105 to 4439 and encodes 1444 amino acids. The transcript has 3 exons. Gene Ontology annotation, molecular function: succinyl-CoA:3-oxo-acid CoA-transferase activity. Lineage: Eukaryota; Apusomonadida; Apusomonadidae.